AAGCACGUAGUCAAUGCUCUCUCGUCUUAAUCGCAAGUCGCUAGCAUUUCUCUAACCGCGCACGGAGUUCACGACAGGGCAAGGCAGCGGAGGGUCUUCCAGCGGAGCGUCUAAUCUCAUUCGAAAUCAUCAUCAUCAUGCAGCGGCGUUUCGUGUGCUACGUGGUGCUUCUCAGCACUAGUGUUGUACUGUUGGCCCAAGGUUAUCCCGCCGAUCUUGGGCACGGUAGCGGUAGUAGCAGCAGUAGUGGCAGCAGCAGUGGCAGCAGCAGUGGCGGAAGCGGUAGUUUUAGCAACGCUGGCAGCAGCGCAUUCGGAGCAGGAGGCUUCCCGGCACUGCCACAGUUUGGUCUGCCUUUCGCGGCCGUUCCUUUCCCUCAACAGCCACUCGUUGCGGGAGGGGUAGCGCAACCGCACAGUCCUGGAUGGAGCCCGGAUGUGUUCGGUAAAACGGGACCAUUCCCAGGCCAUUCUGGUAGCUCCAGCAGUUCGUUCUCCAGCUCAUUCUCCUCGUCACACGAUGGCCAUACUAGCAGCGGAUCCAACUCCCAGUCGCAAUCCAUGAGCCAUGGUGGAGCGAGUGCGUCGGGCAGCAGUGCCGGAGCCCAGGCCGGUAGCCACGGAGGGCAUGGUGGCUCGGGAAGCGCUUCUGGUGCCUCAUCGGGUAGUCAAACGGUUCAACAUGGCCACGAUGCUCACAGUGCCUCGGGAGCACAGUCGCAAUCCACCUCCCAGCAAGGACAUGGCCACGGAAGCUCCGGCAGUGCGGCUGGAGCGCAAUCGCAGACGGUACAGCAGGGCCACCACGGACAUGGCCAAUCGGGAGGACACGGAGGGCAUCAUGAUGGAGGUAUCGUCGGUAGCGCCUCGGGAGCACAGUCGCAAUCCACCUCCCAGCAAGGACAUGGCCAUGGAAGCUCCGGAAGUGCAGCUGGAGCACAAUCGCAGACGGUACAGCAGGGCCACCACGGACACGGCCAGGGAGGCAGCUCGGCAGGCGCUCAAUCGCAUUCCCAAUCGACCAAUGUACAUGAUGCCCAUGGACAUCAUCAGGGUGCAGGCCAUCAUGGAGCAGGUCACCAAGGACCAGGACAGCAUCACCAGUCCACUGGUGAAGGUUACGGUGUUCGAAUUAGCACCAACGAAUCAGAGGACGGUAAGGUCAAGAAGACCGAAAGUGAGGCUUGGGUGUGGAGUUAAGGAUUAGGCGAUCGAGAUUCUCAAAACGCUUCGAGGCAGAAGAAUAAAGUCAAGACAAUAUGAUACUCAUA
Anopheles aquasalis is the source of this 1270-nucleotide messenger RNA. RefSeq names its product keratin, type I cytoskeletal 9-like. The record is from RefSeq and is a predicted model, not a curated record. NCBI's taxonomy places the organism in Eukaryota, Metazoa, Arthropoda, Insecta, Diptera, Culicidae.